CAGAUUCGCUGCACCACAGAUUUUCGCGAGAAAGUGAGAGAAAAUCAGGUGAAAAGAAAUGGGGAUAGCAGCUGCACUAGGAUUGCUUUCACCUUUCCCAUUCUACUAUUGGCUAUGGACUUACCCACAAACAUGGGUUGACCUGUGUGGGAAAGGGCGUGACCCAUGCACAGUGAUGGCUUAUGUGUCUCAUUUCCUCAAGCUGAUUCAGUUCCUCUCUCUCUUCUCAGUCUCCACCUUCACUUGGCCUCCCCUUCUUUACUUCUGGCCCCUCAUUGCCUUCGGCCAGUUCCUCAACUUCAGGGUCUAUCAGUUGCUCGGCGAGUCUGGUACUUAUUAUGGAGUACGUUUUGGGAAGAACAUUCCCUGGGUGACAGAAUUUCCAUUUGGGUACAUAAAAGAUCCUCAGUAUGUGGGAAGUAUUUUAAGUCUUCUCGCAUGCCUGUGGUGGGUACCAUUUGGAUACAUUUUGUUGUGGACGUUGGGCUAUGUUGUAAUGAUACUAGUGGAGUCAAAGGAAGAUCCUGCAACUCGUGCAAAGCCAACAUCAUAAUUCAACAUUUUGAAUUAGACCAGAGAAUCAGUCAUGUUUAGAACACCAAAAGUUGUUGAAUUGAGAUUGCAGUAGGUUUUUCUUCUCUUUUGUCCUGCAUCAUCCAUGUCGAAUUUGGGUUCUCGUUGUCUUCUGCCAUAACAUCUUAUGUAAUGACAUUAAUUCAUUAAUCCUGCGUAAGGUACUAUCUA
Prunus mume (Japanese apricot) is the source of this 744-nucleotide messenger RNA. RefSeq names its product phospholipid N-methyltransferase (gene PLMT). Gene Ontology annotation, molecular function: S-adenosylmethionine-dependent methyltransferase activity. The record is from RefSeq and is a predicted model, not a curated record. Gene Ontology annotation, biological process: phosphatidylcholine biosynthetic process. Lineage: Eukaryota; Viridiplantae; Streptophyta; Magnoliopsida; Rosales; Rosaceae.